AUGCCAUUAUUUGGACUCAUAGUCUACCUUUUACUGUACGGAUCUUCUCCACAUUUGAGAAAGAUUAUUGACUUAGCCAAGUUCAAGGUUCCCAUUACCCGAAAUUCUGUAGACGCUUCGGAUUUCACCGAUGAGCCUGACGAGGGUGGAAUUCUGCGGCCAAAUGCAUAUACCGAUCAAAUGCCGCACUACCUGUAA
Messenger RNA from Opisthorchis viverrini, 198 nucleotides. RefSeq lists its product as hypothetical. NCBI's taxonomy places the organism in Eukaryota, Metazoa, Platyhelminthes, Trematoda, Opisthorchiida, Opisthorchiidae. The record is from RefSeq and is a predicted model, not a curated record. The transcript has a single exon. The coding region runs from base 1 to 198 and encodes 65 amino acids.